CUCAGAGUUGAAGGCUCCUCUCCCUACCGAGCAGCUCCGCGCACCGCCCCGCGACCGAGCCCGGAGCAGCUACUUUGCUCCCUUUUCUUUCUUUCUUCUCUCGUUUUUCUCCUGCUGGGUAGUGGCUGCCGCGGGGUGGGGGAGACUUUGAAUGACCAAGCUCGCGUCCACUUUUCUCUUCAUGUCGACGUCCCUGGAAACAGUCACACGGAUGCCAUGGUUACUUCUGCCACGCUCUUACAGGUGAACAAGGUGAUGUCCAUCUUGUUUUAUGUGAUAUUCCUCACUUAUCUCCGUGGCAUCCAAGGUAACAGCAUGGAUCAAAGGAGUCUGCCGGAAGACUCGCUAAAUUCCCUGAUUAUUAAGCUGAUCCAGGCAGAUAUUUUGAAAAACAAGCUCUCCAAGCAGAUGGUGGACGUUAAGGAAAAUUACCAGAGCACCCUGCCGAAAGCCGAGGCCCCCCGAGAGCCGGAGCGGGGAGAGCCCGCCAAGUCCGAAUUCCAGCCAAUGAUUGCAAUGGACACGGAGCUGCUGCGGCCACAGAGACGCUUCAGCUCGCCCAGGGUCCUGCUGAGUGACAGCACCCCGUUGGAGCCCCCUCCCCUGUAUCUCAUGGAGGAUUAUGUGGGCAACCCCGUGGUGGCGAACAGAACGUCACGCCGGAAACGGUACGCAGAGCAUAAGAGUCACCGAGGGGAGUACUCGGUAUGUGACAGUGAAAGUCUGUGGGUGACCGACAAGUCAUCCGCCAUUGACAUUCGGGGACACCAGGUCACGGUGCUGGGGGAGAUCAAAACCGGCAACUCUCCCGUCAAACAAUACUUUUAUGAAACGAGAUGUAAAGAAGCCAGGCCAGUCAAAAACGGGUGCAGGGGGAUUGAUGAUAAACACUGGAACUCUCAGUGCAAAACAUCCCAAACCUAUGUCCGAGCACUGACUUCAGAAAACAACAAACUCGUGGGCUGGCGGUGGAUACGGAUAGACACCUCCUGUGUGUGUGCCUUGUCGAGGAAAAUCGGAAGAACAUGAAUUGGCAUCUCUCCCCAUAUAUAAAUUAUUACUUUAAAUUAUAUGAUAUGCAUGUAGCAUAUAAAUGUUUAUAUUGUUUUUAUAUAUUAUAAGUUGACCUUUAUUUAUUAAACUUCAGCAACCCUACAGUAUAUAUAAGCUUUUUCUCAAUAAAAUCCGUGUGCUUGCCUUCCCUCGGGCCUCUCCCAUCUUUAAGCCUUGUUCUGUGAUUGGCUCUCAGGAGCGUCCUGUAAAGUCUGUGUACACCAGUAGCCUGCAUUCAGUAUUGC
Messenger RNA from Tupaia belangeri chinensis (Chinese tree shrew), 1298 nucleotides. It is a transcript of the gene NTF3, whose product is annotated as neurotrophin 3. Lineage: Eukaryota; Metazoa; Chordata; Mammalia; Scandentia; Tupaiidae. The record is from RefSeq and is a predicted model, not a curated record. The transcript is spliced from 2 exons. The coding region runs from base 217 to 1029 and encodes 270 amino acids. Gene Ontology annotation, cellular component: dendrite; synaptic vesicle; axon. Gene Ontology annotation, molecular function: nerve growth factor receptor binding; growth factor activity. Gene Ontology annotation, biological process: cell surface receptor protein tyrosine kinase signaling pathway; nerve development; neuron projection morphogenesis.